Molecule: messenger RNA, 366 nt
Organism: Mitosporidium daphniae
Lineage: Eukaryota; Fungi; Microsporidia
Exons: 1
Coding region: 1-366 (121 amino acids)
Molecular function (GO): calcium ion binding
Source: RefSeq, a predicted model, not a curated record
AUGAAAAUCCUGAUCGGUACGUUUCUGCUUCAGCUCAUCUUUGCCAUUGUGAUGUGUCCGCAAAAAAGCAGGGCCAAUUCUGAAUCUUCUUUUGGAAUUCAUAACGCGGACGAUUCUGCCUCUGAGGAUGAAAAGUUUUGGAAUCUUGAUCUGAAUUCUGACGGCAUCAUUGAUGCCAUGGAAAUGCUGACUAUCAUCUCUUGGAACCAACCACUUGAGUCCGAUGCCAAAAAGAUAAGUAAGAUGGAGGACAUUCUUAGACGAGCCGACCGUAACAAAGAUAAUGCCAUCUCUUUCCUUGAAUUCGAGGAAGCCCCUUCACAAGUGCGAGAAGAGAUUCUCGCUUUCGGUCGAACUCUACAUUGA